Messenger RNA from Aureobasidium vineae, 120 nucleotides. NCBI's taxonomy places the organism in Eukaryota, Fungi, Ascomycota, Dothideomycetes, Dothideales, Saccotheciaceae. The record is from the annotation of a GenBank genome assembly.
AUGGGUGUCGCCGUCGGCAACGUCGAGAUGACUGAGGAUGAGCUGAUCGGUAACAUCAUGUUGUCCAUCAACUACCUCGUCUCUCUUCUCAAGAAGGGCUGGCAGAACCGCGUCUACUAG